GGGCCAACCCAGCUCGGAGCAUGUAAUGACGGUGCUGGAGCUCCCCGAGGAUCCUGACUACUCUUUGAAGAAAUCUAUUGAUGCCUCAGUGAACGAGGUUGUUAACGUCGCUAAGCUGCUGCUAACUGCCACGGAUGAGGGGAGAUCUAUUGGUGCCUCCAUGAACGGGGUUGUUAACGUCGCUGAGCUGCUGCUAACGGCCACGGAUGAGGUACGGAAGCUGAUCCUUAACGAGUGCGACAUGGUCCUGCAGUGCAAGGUGUGCAAAAAUUUGUUAAGCUCAGUCGAUAAUUUCUUGACGCACAAACGAAUUUACUGCCAGGAAGAGUUUGCUGAUCGGACACUUCUUCACCGCGCAACACCCGCUUCGCAACACCCGAGACUUUCUGUACACCAGCGUUCCCAUCACGGCCCCAUGAGUUGGAUAUCCACCUGUCCCAUCCGCCAGGCCUCCUUUGUCACCACGUUGGCCGUGACUGAGCAGCUGGAGAAAUCCGUUAGCAGCAGCUCAGCGACGUUAACAACCCCGUUCAUGGAGGCACCAAUAGAUCUCCCCUCAUCCGUGGCCGUUAGCAGCAGCUCAGCGACGUUAACAACCUCGUUCACUGAGGCAUCAAUAGAUUUCUUUAAGGAGUAGUCAGGAUCCUCGGGGAGCUCCAGCACCGUCAUUACAUGCUGUGUGGGUGAAAACACUCCCCAGCACCGUCAUUACAUGCUGUGUGGGUGAAAACAGUGUUGAUUUAUCAGAAGGAAGAGGAGGAUGCUGCAAUGUUGCCGGAUGUCCCUGCUCCACCCGUUGUAGAAGUAGUAUUUUUUUUGUACGCAAGCUCUCUCUAUCUCCUGCAGCAGAUGACACCCCUGCACCUCCACCCGUUCCCGAAUUCUUUCCUCCUUUGACUUUUUUCCUCCUCCUCCUUUGGUCUUGGAAGAGGAUGAUGAUUUGGCAAAAACGGAAGAGGAAGAGAAAGGAAGACUGCUUGCCCCUUUAACCAAGUCGUCUUGCCCCUUUUACCAUGUCGGAGUUGUUCGGCAUUCUGGAAUAAUAGUACUACUGCUAGUACUACUAGUACUACUAGUAGUAAACAAUUAAUACCUAAGCUAACUUAACCUAACCUGAUUUUCCUUGUCUCCUGCCCCCUCCCCCCAACACCACACACCCAGUCUUCCACCACAGGACACAUUCACCACAGCUCUACCAUAUCACAAUUCUAACCACACAUCACCUCUAACUGCAUUAAGAGAAAUGUCAGAAAAUAUACUUGUUUUAAUCUCACCGGAAUCACAAAACAUAUAUUUUUCCAGAUUUUAGGCCAUUCCAGUCCAUUCCAGGCACGGUGGCUUGCUUGUUUCCAGAUUUUAGGUCAUUCCAGUCCAUUCCAGGCAUGGUAGCUUGCGUGUAUCAUUCCUAAUAUUGCUACGAGCCACUGGAAACCUAAGUAACGAGUAUUUUAAAGCCACUCACGAGAUAUUGUCAAAAUUGAAAGAAUCUUAAACCUAGCUUCAAUGCUGGAUGGGGUCAUGGCUUAGCGACAGGCGACAGUUGUAAAAAAACGGCUCGAAAUCCGAAUUGGAUUAUGUAAUUAGUGGGGGUGACAAUUGCGGUCACAAAUUAAGAAACACUAACACCACGUAACUGUCACUUUCACUCACCUUAACAUGUGACGUUAAUAAAGUUGAUGAAGCAGAACUAAACGUAACUCCACACAGCGUCACACUCACGCACGCACUCACUCACUCACUCACUCACUCUCACACCACAUGACACAAAAUACGAACAUUUUAAACCACAGAGCCGACACUCAUUACCUCGCUCAAUUUCUCUACACACACACACACUGCUU
Scylla paramamosain (green mud crab) is the source of this 1841-nucleotide messenger RNA. RefSeq lists its product as uncharacterized. NCBI's taxonomy places the organism in Eukaryota, Metazoa, Arthropoda, Malacostraca, Decapoda, Portunidae. The transcript has 5 exons. The coding region runs from base 26 to 637 and encodes 203 amino acids. The record is from RefSeq and is a predicted model, not a curated record.